This is a messenger RNA of Talpa occidentalis (Iberian mole), 1803 nucleotides long. RefSeq names its product polypeptide N-acetylgalactosaminyltransferase 9 (gene GALNT9). The transcript has 11 exons. NCBI's taxonomy places the organism in Eukaryota, Metazoa, Chordata, Mammalia, Eulipotyphla, Talpidae. The record is from RefSeq and is a predicted model, not a curated record. Gene Ontology annotation, cellular component: Golgi apparatus. Bases 1 to 1803 code for a protein of 600 amino acids.
AUGGCGCUGGCCAGGAGGGUCAGAACUUUGCUGACGGUCAACAUCCUGGCGUUCGCGGGCAUCGUGCUCUUCUCCGUGUGCUGCCGCCUGCACGGCCGCCCCGACGCGCGGCGCCGCGCGGACCCCGGGGCGCAAGGCCGGCCGGCCCCGGGGGGCGCCCCGGCCGAGCGCGAGGCCAUCCUGCAGCGCCUGGACCGCCUGGAGGAGGUGGUCUACCGCCAGCUGAACGGCCUCGCCAAGCCCAUGGGGCUGGUGGAGGGGCCGGGCGGCCUGGGCCAGGGUGGCGUGGCGGCCACACUGCGGGACGACAGCCUGGAGGCGGAGAGCAAGUUCGAGGAGUAUGGAUACAACGCGCAGCUCAGCGACCGCAUCUCCCUGGACCGGACCAUCCCCGACUACAGGCCCAAAAAGUGCAGGCACCUCACCUACUCGGCCGACCUGCCCCAGAUCUCCGUGGUCUUCAUCUUCGUCAACGAGGCGCUCUCGGUGAUCCUGCGCUCGGUCCACAGCGUGGUCAACCACACGCCCUCCCAGCUCCUCAAGGAGGUGGUCCUGGUGGACGACAACAGCGACAACGCGGAGCUGAAGGCCGGCCUGGAGCAGUACGUGGGCAGGCGGUACCCAGGCCUGGUGAGGAUCGUGCGCAACAGCCGGCGGGAGGGCUUGAUCCGCGCGCGGCUGCAGGGCUGGAAGGCGGCCACCGCCCCCGUCGUGGGCUUCUUCGACGCGCACGUGGAGUUCAGCGCGGGCUGGGCCGAGCCCGCCCUGGCGCGCAUCCGGGAGGACCGCCGGCGCAUCGUGCUUCCCGCCAUCGACAACAUCAAGUACGACACCUUCGAGGUGCAGCAGUACGCCAGCGCGGCGCACGGCUACAACUGGGGGCUCUGGUGCAUGUACAUCAUCCCGCCGCAGGACUGGCUGGACCGCGGGGAUGAGGCCGCGCCCAUCCGCACCCCCGCCAUGAUCGGCUGCUCCUUCGUGGUGGACCGCGAGUACUUCGGGGACAUCGGGCUGUUGGACCCGGGCAUGGAGGUGUACGGCGGGGAGAACAUCGAGCUGGGCAUGCGGGUGUGGCAGUGUGGCGGCAGCAUGGAGGUGCUGCCCUGCUCCCGCGUGGCCCACAUCGAGCGCACCAGGAAGCCCUACAACAACGACAUCGACUACUACGCCAAGCGCAACGCGCUGCGGGCGGCCGAGGUGUGGAUGGACGGCUUCAAGUCCCACGUCUACAUGGCCUGGAACAUCCCCAUGAGCAACCCCGGGGUGGACUUCGGGGACGUGUCAGAGCGGCGGGCCCUGCGCCAGAGGCUGAAGUGCCGCAGCUUCCAGUGGUACCUGGAGAAUGUGUACCCCGAGAUGCGCACCUACAACGACACCCUCACGUACGGAGAGGUGAGGAACAGCAGGGCCAGCGGCUACUGCUUGGACCAGGGGGCCGAGGACGACGACAAGGCCAUCCUGUACCCCUGCCACGGGAUGUCCUCCCAGCUGGUGCGCUACAGCGCCGAGGGCCUGCUGCAGCUCGGCCCGCUGGGCUCCACCGCCUUCCUGCCCGACUCCAAGUGUCUGGUGGACGACGGCCGCGGCCGCGCGCCCGCGCUCAGGAGGUGUGAGGACGUGGCCAGGCCCUCGCAGCGGCUGUGGGACUUCACCCAGGGCGGCCCGAUCGUGAGCCGGGACACGGGCCGGUGCCUGGAGGUGGAGCUGUCCCGGGACGCCAACUUCGGGCUGCGCCUAGUGGUGCAGCGGUGCUCGGGCCAGAAGUGGACCAUCCGGAACUGGGUCAAGCCCGGGCGGCGCUGA